AUGACAGAUGUAGACACUAAGGCGGUUCGGCGCAGGAAGCCGAGAAAAUCUCGCGGCAGGGGACUCCGCACUACUACCGGCUGUCUUAUAUGCAAACAACGUCAUGUGAAGUGUGACGAAGUUCGGCCUCAGUGCGGUCCUUGUCGCAAAGGUCAGCGACCGUGUACUUAUGAGCCGUCGACAUCGGCCAGUCAGUCUCAGUCCGUGGACCACCAGGACGCACAAGAGGCGCAAAAUGUGCAGCAUGUACCGGAUCUACCAUUUCAGCAAAUGGUCAUAGAACAUACGAGCGACGGCGGAGGCAGCAACAGUAGCAGCAAUAACAACAAUAAAGACGACAUUAACAAUAUAAUAAUUCCAUCACCGUCGGUCAUACGCGACACGAACAUCCAGGUGGACUCCCCACUCUCAUAUCGCACAGCUGGCAUUUCUCCCGGUAAUACAGAAAUCUCAACUGGCCAUGCGCCGUACAGCUGGUUCGAGCUUCUCGCCGGGGAUGUAGCCAAUCUCGAUCAAAAUUUCCUUCUGUCGCCACUGGGCGAGGCAAGGGUACCAGCCACCUCGCAGCCUUCUAUCGAGCAAGGCUCACCCUCUAAUCCGCUACUUAUACCGCGCAAUUUACGUGAAAAGCAAAGCUUUCAAGCUGCAGCAUUUAGGGAUAUCCCUAUCACUAACAACAACCUCCCGCCACCGAUUGAACAGCCAGCAGUGAUCAGAGAUGAGAGGUCCUGUUGGACUACCCAGGAGCAAAUUCAGCUCAAUAGCAUUGAGUGUUCAAUAUUUACACAUUUCGUCCAUCAUAUCAGCACAUGGUUGGAUUUUUUCGAUCCGCUGAAACAUUUCGGGAAUCUUAUACCACAUCUAGCAUUAUACAACGUCGGGCUCAUGAAAGCCUUAUUGGCACUUUCGGCACGACAUAUCUCUCUAUGGGAGGAAAGAACGAGGGUGGAAUUAGGAACGAGCAAUUAUGACACGGAAGAAGUCAACAGCAUCAGCCGAGACACAUCGGUACAAUACUAUUACGAGACACUACAACAUCUCCACAAGGCCAUGCACUACAAGUCAUACACACGAAGCCAGGAGCUACUCGCGACAGCAAUUUUGAUUAGCACAUAUGAGAUGAUCGAUGGGUCGAACCAGGACUGGGAACGACAUCUCAAAGGCGUAUUCUGGAUUCAGCGCUCACAGGACAACGACGGAGAAUCGGGAGGACUCCGCCAAGCGGUAUGGUGGGCAUGGUUACAGCAAGAUAUAUGGGUAGCUCUAAUUGAACGACGUCGCCUUUUCAGCUUCUGGCGCGCAAAACGGCCUCUUGCAACACUCAACUCCCCGGAACUCGCAUGCCGCUCCAUUUACCUCUUGUCGCAAUGCAUAAACUACGCCUCGAACGAAGAGCGGCAAGGAAACACAAUUGAUCAGCGGUUUCAACGAGGGAAUGAGUUACUCCAAAUCUUGGAGGAUUGGAAGCAACAUCUUCCACCAGAGUUCGGUGCGCUUCCUAUAGCCGAUGUGCAGGAUAUGCUAUUCCCGCCAGUCUGGAUUCAUCCUCCGUCGCAUGCAGCUGCCGUGCAAUCGCACUACCUAUCCCAAAUCCUUGUGCUGACCCAUCGUCCGCUGAGCGGUGGUCCUAUAGACUACAGCAUUGUGCAACGCUCGAUACGAAAAGCAGUCGAGAUUGUAUGCGGUAUUGCACGAACAGUCGACAAGACUAGUACGCAGGCGAAUUAUAUAUCGGUUAUGGCUCUCUUCGUAGCCGGCACAACGCUGCAUGAGAAUCGCGAACGCGCCAUUGCGCUUGACUUGAUUGAUUCGUGUGAGCGGAGAAUUGCAUGGUCAAAUCGUUCGUUGCGAACAGAGUUGGAAUCGGAAUGGCGUCAGAUAGACCAUGGGGAGAGAUCGGGUGGCACUUUUCGAUUGAUCUAA
Molecule: messenger RNA, 1923 nt
Organism: Talaromyces amestolkiae
Lineage: Eukaryota; Fungi; Ascomycota; Eurotiomycetes; Eurotiales; Trichocomaceae
Exons: 2
Coding region: 1-1923 (640 amino acids)
Biological process (GO): positive regulation of transcription by RNA polymerase II
Cellular component (GO): nucleus
Molecular function (GO): zinc ion binding; DNA-binding transcription factor activity, RNA polymerase II-specific; transcription cis-regulatory region binding
Source: RefSeq, a predicted model, not a curated record